AUUCGGGAACUCAGAUUCAUCGAAAAAAGAGAAUGAAUACUACAGUGCCGCGUUCUUUUCUGGUCAAAUCACCUUUCAUCAUAGCAUUAUUCAAUUUCCGUCUCUUCUUUCGCUUUUUACUGGGCGCAUACGCUUUCUGUUUCUGGAGUCGUGAAGCGCCUGCCAUUCGUAAGGGCCCAAUCCACCCAUCACCCAAUCCCCAUCUUUACCUAACCCUUUCCCCGGGUCCCAAGGCGACGGACGACGUGACACCACAUCCUUGCCUACCUUGGUGUACUCUCCGCCCGGAGGAGAAAUCCCAGCAACAGCGGUAGUAAAAUAGUUGGCCCCAGUACGGGGGACCCGGCCUCCUGUGGCUUUGUGGAAAAGCGGGAGUCGUGCCGGAGAGCGGAGUCGAGUUGAGUCGGGUAAGGUGCUUUUUCCACAGAGGGGAGCCAUACUUUAAACUGUGCUCUCGACAGCUGACCGGGCUCUGUCCACGAUCCUAACCUUUUAUAAAUAUCUGGGGACAUACCAUUCACUGAGCUUCUUGUUUGGCUCUCUCCAUUCAGUUGGCAAGGGGUCUGCAGAAAGGAACGAGCUUUGUCUACCUAGCCUAUACUAUACUAUACAAUGUCGCAACUCAAAGGAAGGCCCCUUGACUGGGCCAUCACGGUCGCUGCAGGGUCAGGGUUCCUGCUAUUUGGAUAUGACCAGGGAGUCAUGAGCGGAUUGCUCACAGGAUCGGCGUUCACAAAACAAUUCCCCUCGAUUGACACGACAGACGACGGCCACGGGAGCUCUUCACUGCAGGGAACUGUGGUUGCAAUAUAUGAGAUCGGAUGCUUCGCGGGCGCGCUAUUGGCGUUUGCCUUCGCCGAAGCCAUUGGCCGGAGAUGGACCAUCAUGCUGGGUUGCGUCGUCUUGACGAUUGGCGCCGCAAUCCAGUGCUCUGCAUAUUCUGUCGCUCAGCUGAUUGUGGGACGUAUCGUCGCCGGGGUCGGAAACGGCCUCAACACAGCAACCAUCCCGGUUUGGCACUCUGAGCUCAUGAAACCGACCUCUCGAGGCAAGGGAUUGUCCAUCGAAUUGGCCAUCAAUAUCUUUGGUGUCAUGUUGGCGUACUGGACUGAUUACGGCAUGAGCUUCGUCGACAAUCAAGCGCAGUUCCGUUUCCCGAUUGCUUUCCAAAUCGCCUUUGCGUUGGUCACCAUGGCCACCAUAUCUGUGCUGCCGGAAUCGCCUCGUUGGUUGAUUGCACAUGGCCGGUCGGGAGAAGCGCGCAACAUCCUUUGGCGUCUGCAGCGGGACACGUCGGCCAUAUCAUCGAACGAUCACAUUGUUGAUGCCGAGUUGAAAGAAAUUGAGCACGCCCUCCAGGAAGAAAAGGAAGCCGCUGGCAAUACCACAUUCCUCGCCCUUUUCAAGAGCAGCCCGCAGAGAUUCCGUCGCCGUACCCUUCUCGGUAUCGGCGGUCAGUUCAUGCAGCAGCUAUCAGGUAUCAAUUUGAUCACUUACUACGCCCCUGUCAUUUUCCAGCAGUCGGUCGGCAUGUCCCACAACUUGUCCAUGCUGCUUGCCGGCUUUAAUGGAGUGGCGUAUUUUCUCUCGUCGCUGAUUCCCAUUUGGUGCCUUGAUCGACUCGGCCGGAGGAAUCUUAUGAUCUUUGCCUGUGCAGGCCAGGCAGUCUGCAUGGCAAUCCUGGCCGGGACAGUGAGCAACGGCAACCACGCGUGCGGUAUCGUCGCCUCCGUGAUGCUCUUCUGCUUUAACUUCUUCUUUGCUGUUGGCCUUUUGGCAAUUCCAUGGCUUUUGCCGGCCGAAUAUGCGCCGCUGGCGAUCCGUACCAAGGCCGCCGCUCUCGCGACAGCGAGCAACUGGAUCUUCACCUUCCUGGUCGUCGAGAUCACGCCCGUGUCGAUUGACAAUAUUGGAUGGCGCACUUACAUCUACUUUGCCGUCUUCAAUGCCGCCUUCCUGCCUCUGAUUUGGUUCUUCUACCCUGAAACUCGUAAUCUGUCUCUAGAGCAGAUCGACAAACUCUUCACUGGCGGCAAGGUCAUGCUUCACUGGCAUCCGAGCAUGGGUGACCCACAGGGGACUUUUGCCCUCGAGGUCAAGGCCGCCAACGAGACACCAUCCGUAUUGGAGGAGGAGGGCGCCACAGAGGACAAGUCCAAGGCGUUCGAGUGAAACGGCGACAAGAGACACACAUGUGCUGCCUGAUGUUGCGCGGGGAUCGUCGAGAAAGCUACUGUGCGAAUGUCCCUUGGUGGUUGCGCUUCGAAAUUCUGUGAAGAUUCUCUUCAUGUGGACGGUUGCGAAAGAAGCUUUCCCUGACAUUGAGAUGGUGAAGCAUACUGCCACAUCUGUGGCUUGAGUAUAACCUUCACUUUGGCCUGUUAGGGCGGAAAAUGACUGCUGCUGGUCUUCUGUUUAGCAAAUGGUUAAGGAAUCUGCAAAUUUACAAUCAAUCGUCCAACUCUCCCCAGUGGUGUUUUAGAUCUUCAGCCCUCCAGGUUGCGCCCCAGCCUGUUUCUCUUUCAAUUCGUUCGUAUACCUCGAUGAUUGCACGAUGCUCUGCAGGAUGACUCAUGACUUGACCAGCAAGCCAGAGUGGCUGGACACUGUUGGUCCAAGACCCAUGGUGGGCAUUGGAGAUGGAAAUUGCGCAGAUCUGGCGAGCGUGCCACAAGACCGAACGAGACUUCCUUGGCACGUCCUUAGGAAUAUGCUGCAGCAUCAGUAACGCUCCGGUAUGAUGAAGCUGAUUCCCUGAGAUAGCGGCGCCGCUACCGUAGAGGAUCGUGGGGAAUGGCGAUGUCUGUCCGUCUUCCGAUAUGCCCGGGUUGAGGGAGAGUAAAUGAUGCAUCUCCGGUGGACGACAGGCGUACCAUUCUUCCAGAUAAUUG
This is a messenger RNA of Exophiala dermatitidis NIH/UT8656, 2891 nucleotides long. Its product is annotated as MFS transporter, SP family, sugar:H+ symporter. The transcript is spliced from 6 exons. Gene Ontology annotation, biological process: carbohydrate transport; transmembrane transport. NCBI's taxonomy places the organism in Eukaryota, Fungi, Ascomycota, Eurotiomycetes, Chaetothyriales, Herpotrichiellaceae. Gene Ontology annotation, molecular function: carbohydrate:proton symporter activity. Gene Ontology annotation, cellular component: membrane. The coding region runs from base 613 to 2172 and encodes 519 amino acids. The record is from RefSeq and is a predicted model, not a curated record.